Messenger RNA from Micromonas commoda, 2382 nucleotides. RefSeq lists its product with no specific name. NCBI's taxonomy places the organism in Eukaryota, Viridiplantae, Chlorophyta, Mamiellophyceae, Mamiellales, Mamiellaceae. The coding region runs from base 1 to 2382 and encodes 793 amino acids. The record is from RefSeq and is a predicted model, not a curated record. The transcript has a single exon.
AUGGAGGGGCCGCGGUUGCCGCCGUCCCCUCGGGAGAGGCCGCCUCCCGGUCCAUCACCCAGGGGCAAGGGGAUCGGGGCGAGUCCGGAGCGCGACGCCGCCGCGAGGCGCUCGUUGACCUCCUCGCUGACCUCCUCCGUGCCCCCGCGCCCGGCGCCGGGGACGGCCAUCGGGGACGGGGGGACGAACGCGCCGGCGACGACGUCCAAACGCGCCUCGGCGUACUACGAGUCGUCCACUAACCUCCCGCGGUGUACCCCCGACGCUGAGGCGCGAGGAUCGAACCCCCGGGACGGCGCGGGCUCCAGCGCGCGGCGGUCGAUCGAGUCCUUCGGCGUCACCGCCGUCGGGCUCGGGCUCGGCCGCGGCGGGCUCGGCCGCGGGGGCCUCGGAGUCUCAUCCUUCGACGCGGCCUACAGGGAUGCAAUGCGCGCGAGCACGGAGAGCGGACGGAGCGAGGUGGACGCGCAGACCGCGGAGCUCCUCGCCGCGCAACAGGCGCAGCUCUCGGAGCUCAACGAGCAGCUUCGAUCGCUCCAGUCGCAACUCGGGAGUCUCAGGCGGAGCGACGGCGGCGGGCGCCCGUCCGGAGGCGCGGACGACGACGGCGGCGGCGGCGACGACGAUGACGCGUUUCGGGAACGGUCGUCGGCGCGCGCGAUGAGGUCGCCGAGGUUCGGCGUCGGCGAGUCCGCGGGCUCCGGUUUCACCGCCGCCUCGCGGGAAUCGGGGUCACGGUUCUCGGCGGCGUCCUCCUCCGGUCACUCCAAGAGGAGCUCCGACGCCGCCACCAACACCGUGUGGGCGGCGCCCGAGGCUGGCGUGAAGGCGUCGGCCGGCGGCGGGAUGCGCGGUACCGGCGACCAGCCGCCGUCCCCGAUCGAGGAGGAACGGGAGGAGGACGAGGCGAAGGCUUGGAAGUACGAAGGAGACGGGCGGAAGAGCCGGGCGGUCAUGACGGAUCCGUGGGUGGGUGCGCGGGGGGGAGCCGCCGCGCGUGCCGUGACGGCGGGACGCGCGAGAACGUCGACGCGGAUGAGCGUCAUACGGCGGUCCGUCGCGCCGAGGGCGUCUCGCGCGGGCGACGCAUCGUCGAUUGCACCGGCGAUUGACGACGCGGCGGGCGGCGACGGCGACGGCGACGGCGACGAAGGGGCCGCGGCGCGGGACGUGCCCCCGCUCCCGCCGCUCCCUCGCGGGCUCGCGACCACGUGCGCCGCACCGCUCCCGAUCGCGACGGAACCGCCGGCACGGGCGCGAUCCCCCGCGGCGAUCGGGUUGGAACUUAUAACUAAUUCCGGGGAUGAAAACCCGGGUCCCGGGUUCGUCGAAGGGUUUGAAAGGGACGCGGGUGCCGAUCGCGUCGACUCCCCCGGUCUCGUUCCGAGCAGAAACUCCGCGUUCACCGCCGUGCGCGUGAGCGACGGCGGGGCGGGCGACGACGCGACGGGGGGAACGUUCUUUGGGGGACAGCUGCGGGGGAGCGGCGCGUGGUUCGGGACCAGCGACGGGGGCAGCGUUCGAGCGUCGGUGGGGAACAGUUCCGCGCGGUGGAGCGUGGGUUCGCGUGAGUCGGUAUCGUCGCUCGCGGCUCAGGCGGCGGCGGAGGCGGCGGGGAUGCUGGAGGGAUCGGACGCGCCCAACCAGCAGCACAGGCUGAGCCAGUCCAACACCGGACCGGCGUUUCGGCGGUUCCCGCUGUUCGCGGAAGGGGACAGCAUGCCCGAGUCUCCGGCGACGGACGACCCGGAUGAAACCGAGGGAGACUCCGAGGUGGCACAGGGAAGCGACGACGCGGGGAGAAAACGGGCAGGGGACGCGUUCGACCGGUCGCCGCCGCCCGCGUCGACGACCGGGGGCCACGAGGACGGAGAUGAGGUGCUCCGCGCGUCCAGCGAUACGUUCAGCGCGGUGAGCACGAGCCAGGCGGGGUCGCUGAGCCUCAGGGGCGGCAUCGGCGGCGGCGACAGGGACGGCAGCACCCUGCACGACGACGACUACUCCGAUUCCGACUUUGACGACGCCGGCACGGCGGUGACCGGGACGACGACCGGGAGGGCGGACCCGGACGGAUGGACCCCGCCCACGAGGUGGGGGGUGCAGAAAAUGUCGGAGGCUGCGAUUUACGACCCGGCGGGCGACGACGACGCACCCGGGAGGCUUCGAUCGCCCGCGCGAGCGCCCGAGAGGGGACCGUCGCUCGACGAGUUCGCGGGAGCCCGGAGCGCCGAGGAGCGGGAGCGGAUCGAGUCCACGGCCGUCGCGGAGGUCAUGCCCACGAUCUCGUACCAGCCGCUCUCGGACGACGAGGACAGCGAAGACGACGAGUUGAUGAAGCGACUCUUGAAAAAGUACGGAGUCUCGGCGCCCAAAGGUCUAUAG